CUGAAGUCUCGCCUAAGCGAGGCAGGCGUGGCUCGAUAGAAAAGUUGUUAGAGAGAAGUAGCUUCCCGUUCGAAAUGGGUUCUUCUGGCUUUUGAGCGGGUGGAUGCCGGCGGAAAGUGGUUCGGGAGUGAUGUGGGAUGUCAGAAAGCUUAAGGUCAACCGGCGUGCACGGAGGUUGUGAACUGUAAUUGCCCUUAAUGCUGUUUAAGAUUAACCUCAAUGGUUAUCGGCGUUUGUUGCAUCAGCACCAGAGGAGAAGGAAUUCAUGAGAAGAAGCAAAACCGAGAGGUCAGCCGUCAGCAGCCGAGCGGAAAGACUCCGAGAAGUCGUUCGGGAAUACGCAUAACUAACAGAAGUGCACGGCUAGGAAUCGUGUGCCGAAGCGAAAACAUCGGCAGAGGAGAUGGGUAGAUUUGGUGAGGAUGAAAAGAGCCGCUGAGAAAAGAACAAACAAAGCAUAGUGACGGGAGCAGACUUGAUUGAAUCUACCUGAAGCCGAAGCAAAAUGAUGGUCCAACACACCGGCCAGGUGUCUGCAUUAGAAGUCAGCGCCUCCGCAAUUGUUCCCACUUUGUCCCCCGCAGGGUCACUGGGGUUUGAUGAUUUCACAAAUUUAACCCCACUGGUGAAAGAGGAACUUAGAUUCGCCAUCCAAAACAAACGUCAGUCCCACAGGAUGUCUUCUACUUUGGAUACAGUGACAGUGUCCGAAAGGCCGAUGGAAACAUCGAUCAUGAAAACAGAGUUUUCUCCUGAAGAGGAUGAAAGAAAAAAGCGAAGAAGGGAAAGGAACAAAAUUGCUGCUGCAAAGUGCCGAAACAAAAAGAAGGAAAAAACAGAAUGUUUGCAGAAAGAAUCAGAAAAGCUGGAAACUAUCAAUGCGGAAUUAAAAGCCCAGAUUGAAGAGCUAAAGAAUGAGAAGCAGCAUUUGAUAUACAUGCUAAAUCUUCACAGGCCCACCUGUAUAGUUCGGGCACAAAAUGGAAGGACACCUGAAGAUGAAAGGAAUCUUUUUAUUCAACAGAUCAAAGAAGGAACAUUACAAGGUUAAGUGAUAUGGCGAAUGUGGAAGUAUUUAUAGUAUGUUUUAACAGCAACAGAAUCCACAGAGGAUCUGACUUAUGUGUAGGAUUCUAUUAGUAAAGAGCGUUUAGGAAGGGCAGAUCGCUUUCUUAAGCAGAAAGAAUCAUUUUUGGCUUGUCAGAGAUUCUUCCCCUCGGAAGAUACGGUCUCGGUCAAACUGAAGAGCCUUCUGCCUCAUAAUAGGUUUUGCACCUGUCAUACAUGCUGUUCCUAGGAGCUACAGACAACAGCUUCAGAAGAUUUAGCUCUCUGCUAGUAUACAGUAUCUGCACUCACGACGUUUGUGCUAGAACACUAUGACUUCGAUGAUGCACAUGGUACAUACAGCUGUGCUGGAUGGACACUAUUUUUCCUUGUGGCUGUCAGGGAAAGCAGACAGAGUAUUUUUAAAGUUUUGUAGUUUCCAGGAGGAUGGUUUCUGGCAGAAUGUACUGAUACAUAAUUUUGCAUUCUAACCUAACACACACCAACACACAAAAAGCCUUUAGUUCCAAUUAAGCUUUGUAACUUUUUCACAACACUUGUGUGGAGUUUUUUUUUUCUAUGACUCAUCUCAGAGACUGAAUUUGACAAGUCCUAGUAUGUGUGACAAAGAAAGGUUUCUUGCAAAAUAUCCAUGUAGCUAAGUUGGUAUUUUAGGAGCUGGAACCCCACCUAUUAUCCUUUGGGAAGUACAGUGUUUCCUUGCAUUCAGAAGAGCAUUUUGUACCAUCACUUGGCAACUGGGUGAAUUGGACCCACUGGAAAGAAGGAAGUAACUAUGAAGGGAUUUUGAUACGGUUUUGUCCAAGCAAAGAACUGCAGGACUGAAUCCCAGGUUCAUGAAUCAUGACAAGAUUUUGUGUGUUUUUUUUUAAACAUCUGGGAUCUAAUCCUACAAGCCUUAACCCUCAGCGACAGAAGAGGUUCCGUGGCCUGUAGUGAUCUGGUUGUACAGAUGGCUGUCAGGAGUAAGAUGUAGACAAAGCUUUUUCCAUCCUUGUCAGGACUGCUUCCUUUUGCCUGAUGAUUCGGAGGGGAAAAUUAUGAUUGCAGCUACUUUUAUUUUAUGUUUGGGUGGUAACUACAGUCAAUCGAAAGUGUUACUUAGAGUCUGAAGGAGACAAGAGUUCUGAUGUAGUGAAUAAAUGUUCUUAUUUUUUAAUGAAAUACUAACCUUAGACAUUUCUGAACUGGUAGAAGAGCUGCUGGACAAUACAGUUGGAGCUACGAGUGUUUAAAUUCUGAUGUUUCUGUGAAAUUCUCAGAUUGUUUAAUCCUACAAAAUAUAUCCUUACAAUUUUUUGUAAAAGAAAAUAUCCUUAUUUAUCACUAAUAUCAUAACGAGUAAAGUUAAUAAAUACUGCAAGCAAGAUAAAACUGAAAACACAA
Molecule: messenger RNA, 2454 nt
Organism: Coturnix japonica (Japanese quail)
Lineage: Eukaryota; Metazoa; Chordata; Aves; Galliformes; Phasianidae
Source: RefSeq, a predicted model, not a curated record